AUGGGCUUUGGGUCCAGCUGCCACCAGACCCAUCCUCUGCCUCCUCCAGCCCUUCCUGCCAGCACCCCGCUGAGCGUGCAGCUUUGGAGAGCUUUUGAGGUGCCACUCACGCCGCUGUCCUCGGGGCACGGCGGGAAGUGGGGCGAGGAUGUGCGGCGCGCUCCGCUCGCUCCCCGCCCGGUGCGGGGCCGUGCGCGCGUGCGCGCGGGGCGGCGGGAGCGCGCGCGGGGCGGGCGGCGUUCCGGCGGGGGUCUCGCGCCGCCGUCCCAUUCAUGCGGGGCAGCGGCGGCGGCGCGAGCGGGGCGGGAGCGGGGUCCCGCGCGGCGGCGGGAGGCGGCGGCGGCGGAGAAGGACGAGGAGCAGCAGCGGCGGCGGUGGGAGGAGGAGGCGGCGGCGGCGGCGGAGGGGGCCCGUCGGGCGGCGCGGUGUGGAAUGCGAUUAUGGCUGGCACGGCGGAGGCGAGCGGGGAGCGGAGCCGGCUGACCGGACUGGCUGUGCCCACGAUACC
This is a messenger RNA of Strigops habroptila (Kakapo), 508 nucleotides long. RefSeq names its product translation initiation factor IF-2-like. The record is from RefSeq and is a predicted model, not a curated record. The transcript is spliced from 3 exons. Lineage: Eukaryota; Metazoa; Chordata; Aves; Psittaciformes; Psittacidae. Bases 1 to 483 code for a protein of 160 amino acids.